CUCUACCAGCCAAGUAUAAAUAAAAACUAAACUUCCGCCGUCCCGCGUCAAGGAGUUUGAACAUUUAUUCUGCUUUUCGCUGCUCCGAUUGUCUUCUCCUACGCCGAUCUCAUCCCAUCCAGAGAAAGAUAAAGAGAGAGGGAGAAAGUGGGAGUAAGGUAUAGGUAAAGUGAGGAGUGGUUUCUGACCUGCAUCUAGGCUUGACGUACAAUACAACUGAGGUUUUAUCACUACGUGAAAAUUGUUGUUUUUUCAAAAUGGACAAGGCUUUGGAUAUGUCUCUAGAUGAUAUUAUAAAGAGCAAAAAAAGUGCUGGAAGAGGGAGAGGACGAGGUGGUUAUUCUCGUGGUCGUGGAGCUGGAGGUGGUUAUUCUCAUGGUCAUGGAGCUAGAGGUGGUUCUUUUAGUGGUGGGAGGAUGAGAGGAGUAGGGAGAGGGGCACGACAGCAGGGCUCUCUUGGAGUCAAUGCUCGACAUUCUUCUUUCACUAUCGCCAAGUCUUUUCGCAGAAGCAAGAACGUCCUAUGGGAGCAUGAUUUAUUUGAAGAGAGCCUUACAUCCGCAGGAAUACCUACAAUGGAAAGUGGCACAGAGUUGUUUAUCACAAACUUGGAUACUGGAGUUAGCAAUGAUGACAUAAGGGAUCUUUUCUCUGAAAUCGGGGAGCUGAAACGUUAUGCUAUGCACUAUGACAAAAAUGGUGAACCCAAUGGGUCAGCUGAAGUUGUCUAUGUUAAAAGAAGCGAUGCUUUUGCUGCACACAGGCGUUAUAACAAUGUUCUACUGGAUGGAAGGCCUAUGAGGAUCGAGAUUGCAAGCCUCAGUUCAGGACUUCCUUUAGCUGCUCGUGUAAAUGUCGUUGGAGGUGCUAACAGAAAGGCAACAAGAAGAGUUAUGACAGAGAAUAAUCUGGCAGAACAGCUGGUAGCUGUUGAGGGAUUAAUCAGUGCAUUGAGGAGCCUAUGUUAUUACUGUAUAUGGUACAACAAUCUUGUAAGGAUAUCUACAUUCAAAAGGAGAAUGGGGAAACAAGAAAGCACAACAGAAGUCACACAAAUUUUUCAGCCCAAAGAAAUGGUGAUGGGCAAAGAACAAGUGGUGGGUUUAGGAAUAGUCAAGAACGUAAACGCACACAAAGCCAAGGCAUACGCGGUGGCCAAACACAAGGAAGAGGAUGGGGUCGAGGGAAGAAGCAGGUUAAGAAAUCUGCCGAGGAUCUUGACAAAGAGCUAGAUAAUUAUCAUGCCGAAGAGAUGCAGAUUUCUUAAAUCCAUCUGUGGCCGACACUAGAGUUAAAAUGAAUUACUGAAGAUGCUCAGCUGCUUCUGUUUCAGGGAUGUGGUGGAUGUUUGUUUUGUUCGGAACUCUAGAUUUUUCUCGGAUUUUUGUUUCACAAGUUUAGUUGUUUGAGACAAAUCUGCGUUGGCUGUAGGUACACCAAUUUAUGGCUGUGGUUGUAGUUACAUCUUUACAUCAAUUUUUUUCCCUUAUACUGCUUUAUGGAUUCUGUUUACUGGAGACCGAAGAAACAGGUAAUAGGGUAGAAGCAGAUACAUAGAUGCUGUUUUCAUUGGCGCUUGAAGUGUUCUUGGCGAUAUAAUUGGCGAUUCAGUAUUAAUAUCGAGUGGCACACGACAGUUUCUUGAGUAAAAUCUGCCAGAUCAAGUAACUUUUUUGAUGGGAAUAGUUGUAGUAUUUAGUUGCAGGUUAUCUUUGAAUAUAGUAACCUAGAAGGCUAAGAAUAUUUUUGGAACAGUUGUAGUUCUCAUUCUCUUAUAGCUUCUUGCGUAUUUACGUGUUUCGUUUAUUUAUCGUGUUCAGCAUAGCUGAUUAAUUGUUUCUAUUUUCUAA
Molecule: messenger RNA, 1850 nt
Organism: Amaranthus tricolor (Joseph's coat)
Lineage: Eukaryota; Viridiplantae; Streptophyta; Magnoliopsida; Caryophyllales; Amaranthaceae
Product: THO complex subunit 4D-like
Exons: 8
Coding region: 258-1232 (324 amino acids)
Biological process (GO): mRNA export from nucleus
Cellular component (GO): nucleus
Molecular function (GO): mRNA binding
Source: RefSeq, a predicted model, not a curated record